Oncorhynchus gorbuscha (pink salmon) is the source of this 2497-nucleotide messenger RNA. Its product is annotated as glucose-induced degradation protein 4 homolog. NCBI's taxonomy places the organism in Eukaryota, Metazoa, Chordata, Actinopteri, Salmoniformes, Salmonidae. The record is from RefSeq and is a predicted model, not a curated record. Gene Ontology annotation, cellular component: extrinsic component of membrane; GID complex. The coding region runs from base 223 to 876 and encodes 217 amino acids. Gene Ontology annotation, biological process: protein catabolic process in the vacuole; protein targeting to vacuole; proteasome-mediated ubiquitin-dependent protein catabolic process. The transcript is spliced from 6 exons.
AAUUCCUCAGCUAAUGAGAGAGGAGGAUGCUGCUGCCUUACGGCACCUGCGUCAAAGUCGGCUUACUUUACUCAAGACUGGUGGUGACUGAAGUGCUUACAGAUUUGGAGGCAUUUGGAUGUAGGUGAGCCGCCUCAUUCGUGCUCUCCGUACCCCCUUCCCACGUCUAUCGCCCGGACGGCCACUGACUGCGUUCGGUGUCCUCCCCGCGGUACCCGAAUCAUGCCUGUCCCCGCUGGAUACCUCCGUAACACCCCCAUGGCCUUCACAUCCUCGGCCUCGCUUAUCCCGGCUCCCCCGAUCAACACCCACCAGCCCGGGGUUGUCGCCUCGCUUCUGUACAGCGGCUCCAAGUUCCGAGGACACCAGAAGAGCAAAGGCAACUCCUACGAUGUCGAGGUUGUUUUGCAGCAUGUGACCAUGGAAGCCUCAUACUUGUGUGGGUACUUGAAGAUCAAAGGGUUGACAGAGGAGUACCCCACUCUGACUACGUUCUUUGCUGGGGAGAUCAUCAGCAGGAAGCGUCCAUUUCUAACCAGGAAGUGGGAUGCAGAUGAGGAUGUGGAUCGCAAGCACUGGGGCAAAUUCCAAGCCUUCUACAAGUAUGCAAAAACGUUCAACUCGGAUGAGUUUGACUAUGAUGAGCUGAAGAACUCUGACUACAUUUUCAUGAGGUGGAAGGAGCAGUUCCUGGUCCCUGAUCACACCAUUAAAGACAUCAGCGGUGCUUCCUUUGCUGGUUUCUACUAUAUCUGCUUCCAGAAGUCCACAGCCACCAUUGAGGGGUACUACUACCACAGGAGCUCAGAAUGGUACCAGUCUCUGAACCUCACCCAUGUCCCAGAACACAGUGCAGCCAUCUAUGAGUUUCGGUGACCCAGGAAAUGUGGCUCUGUUGGCUCAGAAGGACUGUAAAGGCCUGCAGAAGCUACUGAGGCUGGGGAAGGACUGGGGAGAAGGGAACAUGGAAACUGUUGUUACGAUUACCAAGAGUACGUCUGAGGAUGAAGUAAAGGAAAUUAUGGAUUUAUUGAUGGACAGAUGGAAGGUCUUUUAGGCUGGAGCUUUCACAGAUUAAGGGAUGGAAAGAUGGAUGCAAAAGACUGAGGGAAAGGACUGCUCUGCCCCAGGGCAGGCAGGAACUUCAGUUGUAAGCUUGGGGCAGACAGUUGCAGCAGUGUGAUGCUUUAUAAUUUCUUAAUUUGUUUUAAUGUCUGGUUUAAAAUAUAUUGUUUUCUUUCACUCGGCUGCUUUGAGGUCGAGUCCUGGACUCCAUUACUACAGCACUUAUCUUUGGACACUAUAAAUACAGCUGAAGAUUCCCUCUUGGGGACUUGUCUGCUGUUAUCCAAUCACAGCUGAACAGAUAUUGGACAAGGAUUCUUCUAGAAUUUUACUCUAUCAAAUGCUGGGUCAAUUUUGAAGCUGAAUGUCAGCGGUUGGAAUAAAGUUUACUGAUCUUUGAACUACAGGUCAGGCAUCUUUUGGAGUGGAGCUUUAAAUAAUUUAUAGCUCAUUGAAUGACAGUGUUAUUGUUUUAUUGGAAAUCUCAGCUAACUUCUCUGAUUGCCUGUGAAGAGAUUUUGUAAGUUAUAUCUUCAGCUACCCAUUCUAAAGCUUCAGAAGACAGAGUAAUGAGUGUCUGGAGGUCUCUGACUAACGAGGUAACAUUCAUGAUUGCUUCUGUUACUGGAUUUAUUUGCCACACAUUGUUGUUUAACUCCAGUGCAACACUGCUAACUCAGUGUACAUACAUAACGCCACACGUAGAUCCUGGUUGGAUUUGACAUGGAAUCAUGUCAACACUGCUAACUCAGUGUACAUACAUAACGCCACACGUAGAUCCUGGUUGGAUUUGACAUGGAAUCAUGUCAACACUGCUAACUCAGUGUACAUACAUAACGCCACACGUAGAUCCUGGUUGGAUUUGACAUGGAAUCAUGUCAACACUGCUAACUCAGUGUACAUACAUAACGCCACACGUAGAUCCUGGUUGGAUUUGACAUGGAAUCAUGUUAUUAGCCCCAUGCAGUCGGCAGCAUUUUACUUUUCACUGACAAAAAAAUCCAUGCCCCCUCAUCGUUAACUAUGCAACAUUAUUUAACAGUACAACUGAUUUCAACCAUACAACUCGUUUUCAGAAAACAGAUUUAUUCUAUCAUGAUAGUAUUAAACGUCUCUUUCUCAUUAAAGGAAAUAUCGUGUCUAAUUGCCUUUUAAAGCAGUCCCUUGCCAUGGAAUGGUGCCAUCUUUUUAAAGCUUAUCAAAAUGUGUGUGUGUGUGGACUGAAAGUAGAUUGGUGUGACUAUGAGGAAUGGAGUAAAUCAUAUCAAAACGCCUUGUCUUUUUCUUGAAAAAUAAAUGACUGUUGUAUUAACUGUACUGCAAUGACAUACUAGCAAUGAAUCCUGCUCUUUAUAUUUCUUCAUACAAACACCUACAAGGAACUGAAUAAAUAUUCUAUCUGGUUGUAUAUUCUGAACCACAUCAAGGUCAA